AUGUCUGGCCAGCAGCCCCUGACCUUGGCCCUGGGGGUGCUUCUCAUUCCUUUCUCCUUGCCCAGCCCUCUGCUGCCCUCUGUGGUGGUCCAGGCCCGGAUGGUGCCCAUCCUCGGACCAAAAGGGCAGGGCGUGGGCAGGGCUCCCACGGUCAGCAGCACAGGUGCCGUGGGCCGCCGGGCGCUUCCUCGGCCGCCUCCCCUCGGCCCUCCCCCCGAACUCCCUCGGGUGCUGCUGGAAAACAAGUGCUCUGUGUCAGGCGAGCAGCCCCUGCACAGUUACGCCCCAGUCCCCAGAACAGACGGCUACUCCCGGCUCCUGGGACUCAGCACUGGUGCUCACUCAGCCCCGGAGCCCGGCCUCCCCUUCUGUGCAGCCCGGUCUGUCCAUGGCAGGUCCUCGGCUCGUCGACGCUUCGACUCGACGAUGGCUUGGCGCCGCAGUGGUCUUGGGACGGUGCUGGACAGGACACAGCAGCCCGGCCGCCAGGCUGGGGGCAGGGAGCAGCCUCCCACCCUCCUCCUCCAGGUGCAGAACCUGUCGGGGCAGCCUCUGUGGGUGGAAGAUGCCGGAAAACUUGAGAAGCAGCUCUGGCUGGCUCUCCAGGCCCAGGUGCCACUGGCCAGCGCCUUCUUGCCUUUGGACUUCAUGGCCAACAGCGGCCAGGGCCAGCAGACAGCCCCUCCUGUGGCCUCACUGGCACAGCCCACCCCCACAGCAGCCCAGCCUGGGACCCUCUCCAGGGGGGUGACCUCAUCUUCCGCCCCCGACAUGUACCAGGGCGAGCUCCCUCUCGAAGGACAAGACCUGUCUCCCAGCCCGCUGACGCCUCUGGGAACCCGCGUCCCCGAGGACAGCCCGCGCCUGCUCAGGAGGCGCCAGCCGGUCAGGCGAUGUGAGUGCCGCCCUCGCCCCACGCUGCCGGGCGUGUCUCUGGGAGGGGCCGGGCUCCGGCGCCUGCUCAUUCUGCUGGAUGUUUUGGGCAGGUUCACGAGGGCCUUCCGUCCAUCACGCCGCAGCACUGUUUCCCGCCGGUCUCUCCACCUGGCCAGGCAGCGCCGAGGCCAGAGGGUCCGCUCCUGCAGGGCAGGACUCGCCCAGGACAGACAGAAUGAGAAGACCUCCGUGCCCCUGAGGGGCACCAAGCCCCACAGUCACCGUGGAGACAGGAGCCGGCUGCCGCUGGAAUCCCAAGUCCAAGACCCCAGGAGGCGCCCCUGCCCCAGCAGGAGGGGCCUGACCGCCUGCCAGAUCCGGGGGCUGGGACAACAGGCGGCAAGGAGGUCCCACCGACGGGUGGGAGCGACGAGUUCCCAGAGGUGCCCCCGCCUCAGCGCCCCGGCCCCUGCGGCCCACAGCCACGCCCGCUCCAUCCAGCGCCGGGGGCGGCGCCCUCGGGCCCAGGUCAGCACCAGGAGAGGCAAGCGGUCAAGGGUCACAGGGGUCUGGCGGAGCCACGUCUGGGGACCAGGCUGGGCCCAUGAGAGACCAAUGGGGAGCAGCCAAAGGGACAGGCUCCUGUGUCAGCUGAGCCAGCUGGGCCAGGAUGCAGACCCCCUGGAGGACCCGCUUGCCGGCAGGCCCCGGGCUGCCCUCCUGGAGAAGCACCUGCUGGGGGCGGAGCAGCAGUCACCCAGCACGGGCUGUGGCCCUUUCUUCUAUGUCGGGGGCACCAACGGGGCCUCGAUAAUCAGCUCCUACUGCAAGAGCAAGGGCUGGCAGCGCAUCCAGGACAGCCGGCGGGGUGACUACAAGCUCAAGUGGUGUGAGGUCAAGUGUCGGGACAGCUACAGCAGCUUCCGGGAAGGCGAGCAGCUGCUGUACCAGAUCCCCAACAACAGACUGCUCACCACCAAGAUCGGGCUUCUCAGCACCCUCAGGGAGUACUCGAGGGUUGUCAGCAAGACGUCGCAGUGCACACAGGCCAAAUCUGGAAACGACCCAGCACUCGACCUCGAGGAGCUCCCGUGGAUGAGCCCAGGAUGCCUGGGGCGGCGGAGGUUCCUGAAAAUGGAAGAAUUUUUCCCAGAGACCUACCGCCUGGACAUCAAGGAGGAGAGAGAGGCAUUCUUCACGCUCUUUGACGAGACCCAGACGUGGAUCUGCAAGCCCACCGCCUCCAACCAGGGCAAAGGCAUCUUUCUGCUCAGGAACCAGGAGGAAGUCGCCACUCUCCAGGCAAAGACCCAGAGCAUCGAGGAAGACCCCAUGCACCGCAAGAUGCCAUUCCGGGCUCCUCAGGCUCGAAUUGUGCAGAGGUACAUCCAGAACCCGCUGCUGCUGGAUGGGAAGAAGUUUGACGUGCGCGCCUACCUGCUCAUCGCCUGCACCGUGCCGUACAUGGUCUUCUUUGGCCACGGCUACGCGCGCCUCACCCUCAACCUUUACGAUCCCUGUUCUCAAGACCUGAGUGGCCACUUGACCAACCAGUUCAUGCAGAAGAAGAGCCCGCUGUACGUGCUCCUGAAGGAGGACACGGUGUGGAGCAUGGAGCAGCUCAACCGCUACAUCAACCACAAGUUCAGGGAGCCCAGAGGCCUCCCCAGCGACUGGGUCUUCACCACCUUCACGAAGCAGAUGCAGCAGAUCAUGGCCCACUGCUUCCUGGCCGUCAAGUCCAAGCUCGAGUGCAAGCUGGGCUACUUUGACCUCAUCGGCUGUGACUUUUUGAUUGAUGACAAUUUCAAGGUGUGGCUGCUGGAGAUGAACUCCAACCCCGCCCUGCACACCAACUGUGAAGUCCUGAAGGAGGUGGUGCCCCGCGUGGUCACGGAGACCCUGGACCUGGCGCUGGAGACCUUCCAGAAAAGCUUGCGCGGCCACAGGAUGUUGCCGCUGCUGUCGCAGCGCCGCUUCGUGCUCUUACUCAACGGCGAGACCGACUUGUGGCCGCGCCCGGGGAGCUCCCGCAACGUCCCCCGACCGCCGCCCCGGCUGGCCUCUGAGGCCGCAUCCACCGCGCCCCAGACCCGCGCGGCAGACCAGCUGGGCGCGCGCAGGCCCAGGCCGCCCCGCUCCGCGCAGGGGCACCCCCGGCCUCACUCCCCCGGCCCCGACGGCGCCCCGGGCAGCGAAGGGCCGAGAGCAGAUAACAGGAACCUGGCGCGGGAGGCCUCCCCGGGAUCGGCCGAGGAGGACCGCGAGGGUCGCAGGAGCGAGGACCACCGCGGCUCCUAGCGGCCCUCGCCCGCGCCCUCACAGG
Artibeus jamaicensis (Jamaican fruit-eating bat) is the source of this 3202-nucleotide messenger RNA. RefSeq names its product tubulin tyrosine ligase like 10 (gene TTLL10). Gene Ontology annotation, biological process: protein modification process. The record is from RefSeq and is a predicted model, not a curated record. The transcript has 22 exons. The coding region runs from base 1 to 3177 and encodes 1058 amino acids. Lineage: Eukaryota; Metazoa; Chordata; Mammalia; Chiroptera; Phyllostomidae.